UAUCGGCAUUUCACACCUAUCACCUCUAUAGAUGAGUCAAACAACGCUACCGCAAGCUUUGCUUUCUUCUGUCUUUCUCCAUUUAAUUAUUUCAAAAUAAUUAUAAAUUAAAAUCAAAAUCAAAAUCAUCAAACCAAACUUGUCUCACGCAUUAACACUUGCGUGAAUUCCCAGAUUAACUGUUUGUUAAAAGGGUUUAACAAAAAUUGGGAACUGCAUCAAAAUUCAGAAUUCAGAAAUGGGAUCUGAAGGGCCAAAGGCAAUUACAAUACAUGUAACUGGGUUUAAGAAGUUUCAAGGAGUGCCUAUAAACCCUACAGAGUUUAUUGUUAAUAAUCUGAAGGAUUAUGUUGAAAAGAAAGGUCUUCCAACUGGUGUUAUUCUUGGAAGUUGCACUGUUCUUGAGGUAGCUGGUGAUGGUGCACUUCCUCAGCUAUAUCAGACAAUGGAAUCUGUUGUGUCUAAAACAGAUGCAACUAGCAAUGCAAAUGUUGUGUGGCUUCACUUGGGGGUGAAUAGUGGAGCUGCAAGGUUUGCCAUUGAGCGAUUGGCAGCGAAUGAAGCCACUUUCCGCUGUUCUGAUGAAUUAGGAUGGCAACCACAGCAAGUCCCGAUAGUCGUUGAGGAUGGAGGAAUUUCUCGAACAAGAGAGACUUCUCUACCUGUUGAUGCAAUCUUGAAUUUCUUGAAGAAGGAAAAAGGUUAUGAUGUAAUGGUAUCAGAUGACGCCGGGCGAUUUGUUUGCAAUUACGUGUAUUACCACUCUCUCCGGUUCGCAGAACAGAAGGGUAACAAGUCUCUAUUUGUCCAUGUUCCUUUAUUUUCGAGAAUCGAUGAAGAAACUCAGAUGAGAUUUAUAGCCUCUCUUUUGGAGGCCAUUGCUUCUGCAUGUUAAUGCAAUUGAUUGAAUUGUUUACAAGGACUGCCAUGUCCACUUUGUCAUCUGGUUGUGUAUGUAAAUCAUUUGCCUCCAUAGAAAUGCAAUUGUAUACCAAUUAUUAAGUGAAUAAUAAAGUUGUUCUUUUUUUUUAAUGGAAAUUUGUUGUUCAAUGUAUAAUUCAUGGAUGUCUGCUCUUGGACUCUGCGCAGAUAUGUAUGCUGGUGAGUGCUGAAACCUUUUAUGGUUUAA
Molecule: messenger RNA, 1129 nt
Organism: Trifolium pratense (red clover)
Lineage: Eukaryota; Viridiplantae; Streptophyta; Magnoliopsida; Fabales; Fabaceae
Product: pyrrolidone-carboxylate peptidase
Exons: 5
Coding region: 239-895 (218 amino acids)
Biological process (GO): proteolysis
Cellular component (GO): cytosol
Molecular function (GO): pyroglutamyl-peptidase activity
Source: RefSeq, a predicted model, not a curated record